Molecule: messenger RNA, 657 nt
Organism: Galeopterus variegatus (Sunda flying lemur)
Lineage: Eukaryota; Metazoa; Chordata; Mammalia; Dermoptera; Cynocephalidae
Gene: GCSAML
Product: germinal center-associated, signaling and motility-like
Exons: 1
Biological process (GO): regulation of lymphocyte migration; regulation of B cell receptor signaling pathway
Source: RefSeq, a predicted model, not a curated record
GAAAAUGAGAAUGGACAUGGUUCUAAAGAAGUGUGCUAUACCGUCAUUAAUCACAUCACCCAUUGGAAACCCUCCCUGAGCUCCAGUGAUGAUGGUUAUGAAAACAUUAACUUCACCACAAGGACAGUGAGACAGUGCAGACCAGAGCCAGAGACAGAAUAUGCCCUUAUUAGGUCUUCUGUGACUAGGCCUUCUUCCUGCAUCCAAGAACAUGAUUAUGAACUUGUGCUUCCACAAUAAAACCCUCAAGUUGUCUCAUUACCUUCCAGCAGUGAAGACACAGAAUAACAGACUCUUCGGGAGUUCUUCACUCUCAGAAGGUCAUGCAACAUUCUGAGUUUAUGGCCAGAGUUUAGAAAUGAUAUCAUUUUGCUAUAUUGCCUUGGGCAACUCUGAAACAUGGCAUUUCUGCUGUUUGGGUAAAGCCAUAUUAAUUGACACAAUAGCAUAGAGUAUUCUGUAUGUUUUUGCAUGUAAAGUUUAGAGACCUAGAGAUGGCAAAAAACCUCCCUAGGACAAUAAGCAUACACAGGUAUAUGUCUUAGAAUCUUCAAUUCCAACUCCACUCUUAAAUUUCAAAUGCUGCCAACAUCUUCACUUUCAAUCAUCUAUUUCAUUCUUGAGGUAUAAUCUACUCAAUAAACUUUUAAAAUAUAA